GGCGACGGUGGAUAAGGAUCUCUAGCGGCGGUCGUUCGGCACGCGACGAUGGUUGCGGCGGUAGUGGUCGUGGUCGUGGUGGUGGUCGUGGCGGUCGUGGUGUUGGUGGUGAUGCUGUCGUCGGAAGAAGGAAAGCACUGGCGGCGCCGCAGUGUCAUGCAACGGGAUCGAUGUUUUCUUCCUGGUGGAGUGAUGGGUACGAGUCGUCGCGGUAGUAGUUCGGGUUCGCACUCUGGGCCGCUGUCGAAGAAGGCACUCUACAUGCGCAGCCAUGUAGGAAUGGGUGCUUUCCUGCUCUGCUCUAACUGCUACUAUAACUACUCCAUCCGAUUCUCGGGACUCUCUAUCUAUCCAACGUGGAUUCUCCCGAGGUUUCGUCAGAGGAGGGAUGUUGGGGCUUAUGAUUUACGAUGAAGCCCGGCGACGGAUGGGUGGAAGAAUGGAUGGGUGGAUGGAUGGGGUGGAGAUCAUGAUAAUACCCAGUACCCUACGCAGAGUAGAGUGCAGUGCACACUCUAAAUCCCCAAGUUAGGCAUGAGCAGAGUUGCCAGUGCCCGCACUCGCAGUCCGCAGGGCCACAGGCCGGAGGCGGCAUGUCGCAGACUCGCAGGCGGCAUCCCAUCCCAGCCGGCAUCCCAUCCCAGCCGGCCAUUUCUCUCCUCUCCUCUCCUCUCCUCUCCAUCCUCCCCGUCCAUCCAUCCUCUUAUCGCUCCAAC
This is a messenger RNA of Tricharina praecox, 716 nucleotides long. RefSeq lists its product as uncharacterized. NCBI's taxonomy places the organism in Eukaryota, Fungi, Ascomycota, Pezizomycetes, Pezizales, Pyronemataceae. The transcript has 3 exons. The record is from RefSeq and is a predicted model, not a curated record. Bases 49 to 414 code for a protein of 121 amino acids.